This is a messenger RNA of Hyposmocoma kahamanoa, 1467 nucleotides long. RefSeq names its product facilitated trehalose transporter Tret1-like. Gene Ontology annotation, molecular function: transmembrane transporter activity. The transcript is spliced from 3 exons. The record is from RefSeq and is a predicted model, not a curated record. Bases 1 to 1467 code for a protein of 488 amino acids. Gene Ontology annotation, biological process: transmembrane transport. NCBI's taxonomy places the organism in Eukaryota, Metazoa, Arthropoda, Insecta, Lepidoptera, Cosmopterigidae. Gene Ontology annotation, cellular component: membrane.
AUGAGUGAUAAAAAAUGGACAACACCUUUUCUGAGACAGUGCUUUGUGACGGCAGGCGUGUCCCUGAAUAUGGGCAGCCAUGGGUUCGCAGUCAGCUACGCGGCAGUGCUGCUCCCGCAACUAAGAAAACCGGAUUCCCAAAUAAAGAUUGACGAUUCCUCGGGAUCGUGGAUUGCUGCAACUAUCGGCAUCUCUGUAAUCGCAGGAAAUUUCAUUAUUCCAACCAUCAUGGGCAAGUUCGGCAGAAGGGUCGCAAUGAUCACCAGCAUUGUUCCAAUGGUUCUUGGCUGGGUAUGCAUCGCCAUGGCCGAAAGCAUUGCCAUCCUGAUCUUCGCUAGAGUUCUACAAGGCUUAGCCAUGGGCAUCGGCGGAUCACUAGGACCAAUAUUAAUAGGGGAAUACACCAGCCCUAGAAGCAGAGGAGCAUUUUUAACAACUAUAUCGUUAUCUAUUUCAAUCUCUGUUUUCACGGUUCAUACUUUAGGUUCUUAUCUAUCCUGGCAAACGACUGCCUUAGUUUGUGCUUUUAUUUCUAUAGUUGAUUUGGGUAUUGUUGUAUUUUCACCAGAGUCACCAGUUUGGUUAGCUGAUCAAGGGAGAUAUGGUGAUAGUAAGAUUGUAUUUCGAUGGCUUAGGGGAUAUAACGAAGAUGAUGAGUUAUUUAAAAUGAUUGAAGACAGAAAGUAUGUCGCACAAUUCAAAGAAAAUUUUAACGAUUCUUUGUGGCGAAAAGUCAAAAGAAGCAUCGUAUAUUUUAAAGUUACAAUUAAAAAGAAAGAAUUCUAUAAACCUAUCUUCAUAAUGCUACAUGUCUAUGCUUUGGGUCAGUGGUCUGGAGCUACAAUUUUAGUAAGUUACACUGUUGAUAUUUUUGAAAAUGUUGUAGGCAAUAUCGACUUUGCAUUGAUGUUAAUGAUUUUAGAUAUUCAACGUAUAAUUUCAAAUGUGUGUGCUGUUUUUAUUAUAAGAAGAUUAAGAAGAAGGACUUUGUUAUUUAUUACUGGUGGUAUAACUCUAACAGGGUUUGUUCUUACAACAUUGUAUACUUAUUUGAAAAGUAAAAAGUUGCUAUUUUUUGAUCAUCCUUCUAUAGGAGUAUUGUUAAUACACAUCUUAAUGUUUUCAGUUGCCACUGGUUCUUUGCCUUUGUCGUUCAUAUUUGCUGGAGAGUUAUUUCCUUUACAAUAUCGAAGUUUAGCUGGCGGAAUCAGUGUGGUAUUCUAUUCUAUAUGUUUAUUCCUAGCUUUAAAAACAUUUUCUUUCUUAAUUACAAGUUUAGCUAUUUACGGAGCUUUUUGUGUAUACUUUUUAUUGGUUUUAUAUUGUUUGACUGUACUGUGGUUUACUCUGCCAGAAACAAAAGAUAGGACGCUUCAAGAUAUUGAAGAGGAAUUUAGAGGGAAACCUUCACAUUGCGAUGGUGGCAAAUUGGAAAAUUUAUUACCUAAUAAAGACGAAAGUAGAUAG